UCACCUCUCACUAGUUAACUGUAAUGUUGUCCUCACCUCUCACUAGUUAACUGUAAUGUUGUCCUCACCUCUCACUAGUUAACUGUAAUGUUGUCCUCACCUCUCACUAGUUAACUGUAAUGUUGUUGUCACCUCUCACUAGUUAACUAUAAUGUUGUCCUCACCUCUCACUAGUUAACUGUAAUGUUGUCCUCACCUCUCACUAGUUAACUAUAAUGUUGUCCUCACCUCUCACUAGUUAGCUGUAAUGUUGUCCUCACCUCUCACUAGUUAACUGUAAUGUUGUCCUCACCUCUCACUAGUUAACUGUAAUGUUGUCCUCACCUCUCACUAGUUAACUGUAAUGUUGUCCUCACCUCUCACUAGUUAACUGUAAUGUUGUCCUCACCUCUCACUAGUUAACUGUAAUGUUGUUGUCACCUCUCACUAGUUAACUAUAAUGUUGUCCUCACCUCUCACUAGUUAACUGUAAUGUUGUCCUCACCUCUCACUAGUUAACUAUAAUGUUGUCCUCACCUCUCACUAGUUAACUGUAAUGUUGUCCUCACCUCUCACUAGUUAACUAUAAUGUUGUCCUCACCUCUCACUAGUUAGCUGUAAUGUUGUCCUCACCUCUCACUAGUUAACUAUAAUGUUGUUGUCAUCUCUCUAGAUCUAUCCAGGUGCAGUGGAGCUGAUGCAGGUCAUCGAGGAAUUUAUCCACAUUGUUGGCCUGGGCAUGAAGGACUUCCACAACGCCUAUCUGAUGACUGGAAACUUGGUGGCCAGCAUCCAGAGGCUCCCGGCAGUGUCUGUGAUGACUGACAUCAACUUCCCUAUGAAGGGACGUAAAGGCAUGGUGGACUGGGCCAGGAACUCUGAGGACAAGGUGGUUAUCCCCAAGGGCAUCUUUCUACCACAGUCUACAGACAUGGAUGGAUCACCUGUUUUCAUCCUGGGGACAGUCCUGUACAAGACUCUGGGACUGAUGCUGCCUUCACCAAGGUAAGAUGGGCCAUACAUCUUCUCUAUCAACAUCUCUGUCUCUCUCUAGCGCUCUCUCUCUCUCUCUCUCU
Messenger RNA from Salvelinus fontinalis (brook trout), 1055 nucleotides. RefSeq names its product adhesion G protein-coupled receptor B3. The coding region runs from base 677 to 988 and encodes 103 amino acids. The record is from RefSeq and is a predicted model, not a curated record. Lineage: Eukaryota; Metazoa; Chordata; Actinopteri; Salmoniformes; Salmonidae. The transcript is spliced from 3 exons.